This is a messenger RNA of Dovyalis caffra, 765 nucleotides long. The record is from the annotation of a GenBank genome assembly. NCBI's taxonomy places the organism in Eukaryota, Viridiplantae, Streptophyta, Magnoliopsida, Malpighiales, Salicaceae.
AUGAUUGGAUCAUUUCUGUCCAGAACACUUCUUAUGAUUUUUGGCUAUGCCUAUCCGGCUUACGAGUGUUUUAAAAAGGUGGAGAAAAACAGUAAAGAUAUUGAACAACUCCUGUUUUGGUGCCGGUACUGGAUUUUAGUUGCAGUGCUUACAGUUUGUGAGAGAGUAGGGGAUCAUCUCAUCUCUUGGCUACCUAUGUACAGUGAAGCAAAGCUGGGAUUCUUUAUGUAUCUUUGGCAUCCGAAAACGAGAGUACGGAACAGAAUAUGUUUACAACUUUUUUUCCGGCCUUUCAUGGCAAAACACGAGACAGAGAUCGAUCGUAAUUUGUUGGAGUUGAGGAUGAAGGCUGAGAAGAUUGCCCAUAUUUAUCGGCAAAAGGCUGCAGCUUAUGGACAGAAAAAGUUUUUUGAAAUUUUGCAGUAUGUUUCUUCUCAAUCAGCAUCACUGCCUCAUUCUGAUCAGCAAGAAGGGCCAAAUGCUAAAAAUGGAGAACCUUAUGCAUCCAGUUCAAUUAGCGAGACUACUACAGAAAAACAGCCCGAAGAACAUCAGUUACAUUCAUCUAGUAGUGCUUCUUUGUCCCAGCAGUCACAUGAGCCAGCAAGUACUGAAUUGGAAGAACAGCCAAGUGAACCAAUGCUAUCCUUGGAGAAUGGAGAUUCAGAUUCCCCCCGGCAGGAAACUGUUUCAAAGGAAUCUGUCCAGCUAAAACAUGGAAGAUGGAAACUGUUCCAGAGCCCACAAAAACCCUCAAAAUCCUAG